AAGUGCCACCCUUUCGAUUUCGAGAUUUCAAGGUCAAGCCAACCUCGCACAAGUUCAAUUCACCACAAAGGCCACAACGGCCACAACAGCGUCGCACUCCAUGGACAAGUCACUAGCGCUUGCUCGAAUCGCGCGGGGCGUCCGCAGCAGCCGUGCUCAGCGCACCGUCGCCUCUCUCCCCAGCCUUCGACCACAGUGCAGGCCAACACAACCGCCAGUCCUUGCUGGCCGGCACAUGAGCUCCGGCCCCUCCGUCGUUCAGCCCUCGUUCUGGAAGUCAAUGAUACCAAAGCCCUUCCGCCGCAAGACGGGCCACCACCCAGAGUUCCUCGUCGCGCCCAAGAAGCCCCGGUCCAAGGAGUGGAACCCGGCGACCUUCUUCAUCGUCAUCUUCCUCUUCAUCGGGUCCAUGUCGAUCCAGAUGAUUGCCCUGCGCAGGGACUUCAGCGCCUUCACCCGCCGAGCGGACGUGCGGAUCGGCCUGCUCCGCGAGGUUGUCGAGAAGCUGCAGCGUGGAGAGCCUGUCGAUGUGGAGAAGGCGCUGGGCACGGGGGAUGCGCAGAAGGAGCUCGAGUGGGAGCAGGUGCUGCGCGAGAUCGAGCGCGACGAUAUACUCAAAAACACACAGAAGAGCAGUCGGUCGAGAUCAGCGCCCAGCUCGUCCGGAUCUGCUGCUGCGAGCCAGUCCCAGUCUGCACCUGCUGAGAGCAAACAGGAUGCGACGCAGUCGGAACCGACCUCGGCCACGGACAGCGGGACAAAGACCAAGGCGGCCAGCUUCUCUAGCUUCUUUUGAGUAUGUAUUUACAUGUAUCAAGAUGUACCAACAAGUCCACCAAAAUGUAUAUUAGACC
Messenger RNA from Microdochium trichocladiopsis, 854 nucleotides. RefSeq lists its product as uncharacterized. Lineage: Eukaryota; Fungi; Ascomycota; Sordariomycetes; Xylariales; Microdochiaceae. Bases 101 to 796 code for a protein of 231 amino acids. The transcript has a single exon. The record is from RefSeq and is a predicted model, not a curated record.